This is a messenger RNA of Brassica rapa (field mustard), 3228 nucleotides long. RefSeq names its product protein NUCLEAR FUSION DEFECTIVE 4. Lineage: Eukaryota; Viridiplantae; Streptophyta; Magnoliopsida; Brassicales; Brassicaceae. Gene Ontology annotation, cellular component: membrane. The record is from RefSeq and is a predicted model, not a curated record.
UACUAAAUGCCAUUAGAAUAUAAAAUCGACAUCAAAUGCCAUAGCCUUCAUCAGUUAUAACUUAUAAGUACAAACCCCCUUAACGAGUGAUCUUCUCAAUAUUCACAAUCUCAAGUAACAUGUCUCCCAACGUUCUCAGGUGGUUUAGCCUCGUAGCUCUUCUCUGGCUUCAAUCUAUCAACGGCACCAACUUGAGUUUCCCUGCUUACUCUUCACAGCUCAAAGAGUUUCUCUCAAUCUCUCAGUUUAAACUAAACUACCUCUCCUUCGCCUCCGACGCCGGAAAAGUCCUCGGUUUCAUCUCCGGAAUCGCUGCCAUUCAUAUUCCUCUACCGCUCGUCCUUCUCGCCGGAGGUUCUUUAGGUUUCGCCGGCUACGGUCUCCAGUAUCUAUGCAUCGUCAAAAAGAUGUUCACGUUAUCGUUUUAUCAGAUAUGGGGGCUGAGUUUCUUGGCCGGAAACAGCAUCUGCUGGAUCAACACGGCUUGUUUUAUCGUCGCCAUCAACAGUUUUCCGUUGAACCGUCAAGUCGCCGUAGGGAUCACGGCGAGUUAUCAAGCUUUGAGUGGAAAAAUCUACACCGACAUAGUCCACACGUUCUUCUACUCGUCUCAACGCGAAGCUGCCUCUGGUUACCUUUUGCUCAGCUCUCUAGUUCCUUUGGCUUGUUGUCUCGUGACGGCUCCUAUGUUGAUGAGAGAAGCAAAAGCGAUGUCGUUUUCAUCUAGGGAUGUUAACGUGGGCUUUAUCUUUUUGUUUGUUGUGACUAUAGCCACGGGGAUAUACUCCGUGGCUACGAGUCUUCUCUCGGUUCCAGCGGUUUUAGCACUCGUAGGCAUUGUUUUGUUUCUUCUUGCUCCUCUGGCUAUUCCAAGUGGAGUUAGGUUUGAAGAGCUUAUGUCCUCAACUAGAAGUCAACAAAAGGUAUACAACUUGGAAGCUCCUUUUGAAGAAGAUCAAAAGAAAGAGGAAGAAGUUGACGAGAAGGCAAUAGUUGGAGUUAGAGAAGAGGUCGAGUGGACAAAACUAUGGAAGAGACUCGACUUUUGGAUAUAUUUUGGACUUUAUUUGUUCGGUCCGACGGUGGGGAUAGUGUUUAUGAACAAUCUUGGUCAAAUCUCUGAGUCUCGUGGCUGCGCCGCGACCUCUUCCUUGGUCGCUCUCUCGUCCUCGUUCGGGUUUUUCGGCCGCUUGCUUCCUUCGUUACUCGACUACUUCCUCUCUAGGAACAGAUACAUGCCAUCAAGCCCGGUUUCUAUGGCGGUCUCACUUGUAGCAAUGGUUGCUUCGUUUCUCCUCCUCCUCAUCGACUCUGACAUUGCUCUCUACGUCAGCACGGGGAUGAUCGGCGUCUUUUCCGGAGCAUUGACUUCUCUCUCCGUCACAAUGACUGCAGAGCUUUUUGGGACAAAACAUUUUGGAGUUAACCAUAACAUUGUUGUCGGAAGCAUUCCGAUUGGUUCUUUUGCUUUUGGUUUAUUUGCAGCUAAAGUUUACCGCGAUGGAGCUGCCUUGGACGGACGUUUUGACGGAAAGUGUUUUGGGAUGUAUUGCUUUCAAACCACUUUGAUCUUUUGGGGAAUGCUAUGUUCUGUCGCCACCGUUCUAGCCACCGUUUUAUAUCUACGCAACCGCAAGUUCUACUCGCAGAAGUUGUAGAAGAAGAAACAUAACUAAUUAGGAGAAAACGCAGCGUUUUGUUGGUUUUUCACGCAAGCUUUCACUUAACCAAAGGAAAGUUUUUUUGGUACCAAACGAAAAUAUUAUUGUAUAGUUAUGUAUCUGGUGUUAAACUGGUGGUAUGAGGCCAUGAGGGUAAAAGUAUUGUAUAAUAUAGACGAACAGUAUAAAUAGAUAUACAGAAAAGUUCUUUUUCAAUAAAGAUCCGUUUUUUCUUAUAAGUUGUAUGAUAGUAAAUUCAAUCUUUUUUGUUAGAUUAGUGUAAGAUCAUUAAUAAAUUAAAUGCUGAAUAAUUUAAAACGAGUUUGUUUGAAUAUAAGUGGGAAAUAUGACUUCACGAAAUUUCGGGUGAGUCCCAUUAAUAUACUCAACAAAAUAUUAUGUGGGUGCGUAGCUGAUGUUCUGUUGGUUCGAACGUGGGCCAAGAAUCUUGAUCAUGCAUCUGUUAUUUAAGUGAUUAGUUUCUAGUGUGAACAAAGUUUCUAAUUACGAGACUCCAACAGUUAUUAAUAUAUUCUCAGUACAUCAAAUUAUUUGUAUUAUUCAGUGGUGUCCAUAUAUUUUUAUUAGACGUCAGAAUAAACAUUUUGAGAGAGAGAGAGAGAGAGAGAGAGAGAGAGAGAGAGAGAGAGAGAGAGAGAGAGAGAGAGAGAGAGAGAGAGAGAGAGAGAGAGAGAGAGAGAGAGAGAUGACGGGACGUAUUCGACCACAAGAAGACCUCCUAAACCCAUAAAUGGUCGAGAUCAUCAAGACAUGCAUGUUUUAUGCAGAAUUUAAGGUUUUAACUUCAUACCUAUAUCUUAGUUCAAAGAAAAAAGCUUCAUACGUAUAUCUAAUAGCCUUAAGCAUUUCGCUGUUAUUGAAGUGUAUGACACUUCUUACGGGAAAAUUAUUUUUAAUGUACUAAUAAACCGUACUAGCUCAAAAUUUUGGCAUUUGGGUUGAUGAUUUGUACUAUUAAUCAAUGACAACACUCAUUUUGAAGAAUUUAUCAACUCAUUUAAAAUAAUUUGCUAGAAGAUAAAAACUCCUUGGUUAUCCAAACGUGAUACUUGCAAGUUUUAAUUGGUUUAAGAUUAUAAUAUAAUAGUAAAACCAUAUGUAUCCAUUUAAUUAAUUAUGUACUUGUAUACAUAAGCUACGAUAAAAGUGAGAGAAAUUAAGAGAGAGAUUGAGAGUAAAUUAAAAUAAUACAUAUAUUAAAAUAUAAGAUGUUUAAUUUUCAAAAUAUAUUCAACCAUGUGCAAAUGACUUGGAGAUAGAAAAAGAUAAUAUAUCAUUUUUUCUUUAAGAAAAAAAGAGAGGGAGAAUAUCUCAUGGGUUAAUUGGCUUACUAGCCACAUUUCGGUGAGAACUCAAGGAAAUGGACAUGAUUUUGACAUAAUGCAGUCACUAACUUUUUGCCUUGAUUUCUGCCGGUUAUAGCCUUUUAUGUAAUAGGUUGUCGGUUCUUUCACAUGGAAAAAACAACGUGGUGGUUUUCUGUCCCCUAAUAACAAUGAAACACUUUUGGAAGCACGUGCAUAAACCAUAUUCAAAAUCAAAAAAA